This is a messenger RNA of Leishmania mexicana MHOM/GT/2001/U1103, 3906 nucleotides long. RefSeq lists its product as hypothetical. The record is from RefSeq and is a predicted model, not a curated record. The transcript has a single exon. The coding region runs from base 1 to 3906 and encodes 1301 amino acids. NCBI's taxonomy places the organism in Eukaryota, Euglenozoa, Kinetoplastea, Trypanosomatida, Trypanosomatidae.
AUGGUGCGCUAUAAUACGGCUGUCAUAGCCCUCUUGAAGCGGAUGGGCCCUCGCAAAGAGCGUGGUCUCGGUCAACUCCCCGAUUCGCUUCUCCGAGAUGUGGCCCGCACGACCCAAAACAUGCUGGCACGGUUUUCUUUUGACUGGGAAAGCGAAAAAACGCACAGAGCACGAGAGGCACAGGCGGAAAAGAUGGCGGCAGGCAAAGGUGUGACGCACCUCGACCGAAUCCCAGAAUCGAAUAGGGUAUCUCUUGCAGCGCAAAUACCGUGCAUACUUCUCUUCCUGCAGCUCGCGCCACCGAAAUUGCACACAAGCUGCGCCUCCAUCCUGAGCCGCUUCGUGCUCUUCAGCAUUCCAGUGCGCGGUCGCUCACCACAAGCAAAUGCGCUCUUCACCGCCAUCAUCUCACACCUGCUUCCGCGCCCAUACACGGCGGUGCCGACAAUUAACCUGAUCAUUUCGGUCAUCACGGUUGGCGCCACUCGAAUUGCUGACAAUGAGGCCGAAAAGCUGAUGAGGCGAAAGUUAGCGAGUCGUGUACCAAAAUGGGUUCUUGAACAAAACGCAGAGGUGGAGGCGUGCCUGGCAGGACUGCCGCGGUGGCUCCAGGCACUUGUUCCCAAGGACGUCACAUUAGAUUUCGCGGAGAUCAUCGAUGAAAUUGCUCGGCGACUUCCACCAGCGGACGAAGGUCUGCCCGGUGACUACGUUGACGUCCUUGCUGCCCGCAAAGACGGGGAAGCUGCAAAGUAUGAGUAUGGCGUCGCGCUGAAGGCCAUGUACAACGAGUCCACGACAAACGCGGUGACACCCGCCGAGUUAUCGAUGUUAGUUCCGAAGCUACUUGAUUUCUCGGUGAAAUUCAACAGAAUGCGAGUUGCUGCUCAAAUAGCGCAGAAUGUGCGGCUGCUCGACUUUUCGCCACCAGUGAGUCACGAAACACUGUACUCCGCCUUCGCCUGUACGGCGCUGCGUGGAGCUCUGUCGAACCUGAGCCUGCUACGUCACACAGAGAAGAUCCUGGCAGUGCGACAACUCUCCCCGUACGAGUGGCUCUUCAUCAUAUCAAUCGUGACAGGCCGCGAAAAGGCGUGGGCGCCAACCGCCUACACGGCAAUGCGCAGCGCGCUGCGCAUUGCCGAGGAGCGACGCAGAGACGAAAUUGAAAGAAGCGGGAAGACUGAGCGAGAAGUGUCUCUGCUUGGGUCCAUGGACCCGAACAGGCGCCUCAUGCUGCUCGCACAUUACUCCACCGGUUUGUGUGAUCUACGCUUCAACGACGAUCUUUUCAGUGCCGCGCUAGAGUGCACGGAGCCUCUGAUACGAGAGUACUUCAGAGCACUUGAGGUAGACACGACCCCCUCGCUGAGAACACUCGAUUCGUCGUAUCGCAUCCGACAAAUGCUUUCCGUCGUGACCCGUGCAGAUAACGUGAGCGUAAGCCACGUUGGCGAGGAAUCGGAAGACAUGGCAGAUGAAAACGACGUCACUGCCGAGUGGACACGGGUGGAGGAGGCGAAGGCCACCACAGGCAACGCCACAAACUCCCUUUUGCGAGCGCUGGAGAAGUUCUUUGCUGAUCCAUCGUCCGCCUGCUCCUCCGCGGCUGUCGCACCGGCCACGUCUGUCCCCCAGAAGUGCCGCAGCGGUUUUGCGAGGACGAAUUUGCCAGACCAAAGAUGCGGUGCAGCAAUAGCGUUGGAGGGCCUUCCAACGGAUGAGUUAAUCCUGCGUAUGCACAUUGUGGAGUGCGCCAUCGUGUACUGCUUACAGCUGCACGAACAAAAAGCGAACCGUCACGGUGCAUCAAGUGAGCUGGUUGAACUGUCUUUGCGCUCCGCACGUCGUAUGCAGCGCAUUGUUGGUGUGCAGCUGCGGAACGUUUCGUCCAUCAUCCAAAGCUCCCAGUGGAAGUCGCAGGCAGCAAGCGUAGCCGGUGGGAUGUCUUCUGACACAACAGCUGAAACGGUGAUCGUGGAUGGUGUCAUGGGAGAGAAGAAGAGCCUUCAGCUAAGCUGGAUUACCAUGAAGCUACUCGUGGCGCUUACACUCCUAAAAGAUCUGAGUGCCGCGGCACGCGCUGAUGUCGCCUCCAUCGCUGCUGCUUUCAUGUCGGACUUUGCCAUUUUCAUGGACUCGAUAGGCGACCACCGUGCGCUGCCGGCCACUGUGAACCGCAGCAUUGCCAUGCUUCAUCGCUGGUAUGCAAGCCACAAAAACAUGCUGAAAUCAAGCGCGGUAUCAGAAGACGCGCCGCCGUUCCGUGACGCAGAUGAGAGCGCGCGGAAGGUAGUCCUGUCCUCCUUGGGAGUUGUGCAGCGGAUACUUCCAUCUCGCCACCAUCAGCGGCGGCUUACGGGUGUCGGGUCCGGACUGUCCUUCGGGUUUCACACAAAGUUGGUCGUUGUACGAGCGUUCGACUCCGCUUUGUCGAUGGCGCUCACAGUCAACAUGACGCUGGACGAGCUGCCGAACAUUUUUGACUCAAUGGAGAAAACGGUUGACACGGUUCGUGAAGCUUCGCAAAUGGCGUUGCAAGAGUCACCAUCCAACACGGAGCGCUACGAAGCUGAGAAAAAGCUGCGCAGCUCGUUGCUUCCGAAGCUGACGCACCUCCUGCACCACAUUUGCAUCCUAUCAAUCAACGACGAGUCGUGUCUUACUGUGGCGGCAGCCGCGCUGGAUGCGUGCGCUAGAGAGGACCAGAUCGCGUUCCUAUCGUGGAAAAAACGUGAGUCCAUCUUGAGCAUGACGUUGUACAUCUAUCGUGCCCUUGCCGAGCGUUUUGCGCACUCACGCGCAAGCCGUGACCUGGCGCACCAGAUUUUGAUCAUGGUGAGCCGCUUGGCUUUAGACCGUUUAGAGUACAAAGAAUACGAAUUCACAGUGCAGGGAGAGAAGAGGUGGCUGUCCGAGAGUGAGGUCGAACUGCGACACCUCGUGUGGGCGGUACUUAUCUGGCAGAUUUCGUGCGCCGUCGCCUCGACUUUUCUGCAGAGUGCACCCAUCGACAAGUAUCUGAGAGUCAUGCAUACGUACGUCAAGCGGCACUUUGUCAUAUCCAUGAGCGCGCAAGCAAUGGAAGAUUCGAGCAUUAUUGGGACGGAAGCGGAGCUAGAGUACUGCGAGCAGGUCCUCGCGGAAUCGGGGCCGUCUGCACGCUCGCUAAUCUACUGGGAGCCGGAAACGACAAAGAAGGCGGUGAUUCUGCGGUGCAACCUUGCCGUAAGGGAUGUCUUCUCAGCGAUGAAGUUCAUGGCUACCCUACUCUACAAGGAUUCGUCGACUUCCGCUAACCCAGCCUUCCGUGCGCGAUGGGUAAGCCAGAUGGAGCUAGCGUGUGGGCUGCUGAAGCAGUAUCAGCGGUGGAUCGCGCCGUCCGUUUGGUACUCUAUCUGGCGAGAGCUGGUUACUACUUCCAUUGUGAUGCGAAUAGGCUAUUUGAACUCUAUCCCGGUGCAAGAGGCCACUGAGGUGACUGCGCAGCGCCUGCUACUCUUCUCAAAGAUCCGCGACAACAAGGGAGUGUGGAUCCAUCCUCGCGGCUCGCACGCCGCUCCCUCGCAGGAGGAUGACGGUGCAGACGCGGGGACCUCUGCUGUGAAGAGGCACGCGGAAAGAGAGUCAGAGUUGAUUUCCUUUUCAGACGCUUCGCGAAUCUUUCAGGUGCAAGAGCGAUUGACAGACGUGAAUCUGCGUUUGUACCUUGCACAGCUGACAGAUCGACUGAGCCGAGAGCAGGAGGACCACGCGCUCAAUCAGGCAGACAGCAGGACAAACCUCGAAGGAGAGCGGCGUAUCCGACUUAACGGCCUGAGUGAAACACAAGCGGAGAUACAUGAGCGCAACCUGCGCACCGCACGCAUCAGCAUCCUCUUUACCUGCCGACGCAUGCGGUCGUAA